Molecule: messenger RNA, 204 nt
Organism: Sparassis crispa
Lineage: Eukaryota; Fungi; Basidiomycota; Agaricomycetes; Polyporales; Sparassidaceae
Exons: 1
Coding region: 1-204 (67 amino acids)
Source: RefSeq, a predicted model, not a curated record
AUGCGUUUCUCCUUCAUCCUGAGUGUGCUCGCACUCUCUGCUGUCGGCGCGUCCGCUUUUCCGACGCCUCUACAUCAUCUAGCCUUCGCAUCCUCAUUAGCUGAAGAUGUACCCCCGCGGGUCCCCGACAAGCAGCCUACUCCUCCUUCCGCUCCCGUUCAGCGCUCUCAUACCUGGAGUCGUAGGACGAGAGCCCACCCAUGA